Coregonus sp. 'balchen' is the source of this 12147-nucleotide messenger RNA. Lineage: Eukaryota; Metazoa; Chordata; Actinopteri; Salmoniformes; Salmonidae. The record is from the annotation of a GenBank genome assembly.
AUGGCAAGCCCAAGGACCAGAAGAGUUUUGAAGGAAGUGAGAACCCAGGAGGAAAACAACGUGAGUAGCUAGCUAGCUAACGUUAGCUAACGACGUUAGCUUGCUGUUUGAGCAGUAACGUAGUUAGCUGGCUUAGUCACGACUUGAUUGCCCAACGGGCCAAGGCUAAACUAGCAAAGGUUUUAAAUGGACACUGAAAUUAAGACCUUUAGGCUGAACAAUCUCUGUUGAAAUAUUCAAUGUGAUAGUGUCCACAGGCGUGUUUUCAAUAUCGACAUCAAAUAGUGAGCCAACAUUUCCCCCUCUCUCUUUUCUCAGCUUUGCUUUGAAUGUGGGGGCUUCAACCCUCAGUGGGUGAGUGUGACCUAUGGGAUCUGGAUUUGUCUGGAGUGUUCUGGCAAACACAGAGGCUUGGGAGUACACCUUAGGCGAGUAACUUCUAUGUUCCAAAAGGCCGAUUUUUCUGAUUGUGUUGGGAUUUAUGCUUGCCUGCAGAGGCUUGUUUGUGCAUGAAUGUCACAAUCCUCCACUGUUGAAUCUCUUAUCCUGAAUAAGUAAUUGUUCAAGCCUUCAGCCAUGCCCUUCUAAGAUGAUGAUUACCAGUUAUAUUCUUUGUUAACCCACCAUACCCACCAAGUCAUCCACAUUUCUUCUUUCCUGUCAAGUUGGUUUGGAAGUAUUGAUCCCCUAAUGUGAUCUCUGUACUGUAGUUUUGUGCGCUCUGUUACCAUGGACAAGUGGAAGGACAUUGAGCUGGAGAAGAUGAAGGCGGGAGGGAAUGGAAAGUUCCGUAUGUUUCUGGAACUCCAAGAUGAUUACGAUGCCACCUGGACCAUGCAGGACAAAUAUAACAGCAGACCUGCUGCACUUUUCAGAGACAAGGUAAGGAAUCCUCCCUUUUGAGUCAUUAUUUUAAUGGUCAUGCACAUAAUAAUGUUGCUGGGGACACUCCAAAUCAAAUUUCUGAAUUGCCAAUGCUAAUAUCAGACAGUACAUCAAUAAUGGGCUCACUCACUGAAAUGCAUGCCUCUUUAUUCCAUUGACAGGUUGCAACCAUUGCAGAGGGGAAGGAGUGGUCUAUUGAAACUUCCUCUGCCAAGGACUGGACUCCACCUCAGGCUAAGACCGGACUUUCGUCGUCUCAUCGGUAAGGGUGAAAAGAGUGUUAUUUUAUAUAGCUAAAGUAUUCAAUUACUUGAAUAUUUCCAAAGUACUCAUUUCCAAUAUUAACACAUCUCAUAAUAAUCUGUGAUUGUUUUUCCAUUGUAGCUCAGGGGGCCUGGGCCAGAACUCGGGAAAACCUUCAGACAAGGUGUUUGAGGACUGGUUGAGUGAUGAUGUGAACUCUUAUCAGAGGUGAGACCAUUGUAUCCAUGAAUCGCUUGUCUCUGAGGCAGAUGUUGAUUCCAUUGCUUCCCACAGUUGUGUCAAGUUGGCUGGAUGCCCUUUGGGUGGUGGACCAUUCUUGAUACACACAGGAAACUGUUGAACAUGAAAAACCCAGCACCGUUGCAGGUCUUCACACAAACUGGUGCUCCUGGCACCUACUACCAUACCCCAUUCAAAGUCACUUAAAUAUUUUGUCUUGUCCAUUCACACUUUGAAUGGCACACAUACACAAUCCAUGUAUCAAGGCUUAAAAAUCCUUCUUUAAUCUCUAAGUAUUCAGACCCCUUGACCUAUUCCACAUUUUGUUACGUUACAGCCUUAUUGUAAAAAUGAUUAAAUUAUCCCCCCCCCCCCCCCCAUCAAUCUACAGACAAUACCCCAUAAUGAUGAAGUGAAAACAGGUUUUUAGAAAUUUUAGCAAAUUUAUAAAAAAAAAAAACGGAAACAUCUUAUUUACAUAGGCAUUCAGACCCUUUGCUAUGAGACGCAAAAUUGAGCUCACGUGCAUCCUGUUUCCAUUGAUCAUCCUUGAGAUUUUUCUACAACUUGAUUGGAGUCCACCUGUGGUAAAUUCAAUUGAUUGGACAUGAUUUGGAAAGGAACACACCUGUCUAUAUAAGGUCCCACAGUUCACAGUGCAUGUCAGAGCAAAAACCAAGCCAUGAAGUCGAAGGAAUUGUCCAUAGAGCUCCGAGACAAGAUUGUGUCGAGGCACAGAUCUGGGGAAGGGUACCAAAACAUUUCUGCAGCAUUGAUGGUCCCCAAGAACACAGUGGCCUACGUCAUUCUAAAUGGAAGAAGUUUGGAACCACCAAGACUCUUCCUAGAGCUGGCCGCCCGGCCAAACUGAGCAACCGGGGGAGAAGGGCGUUGGUCAGAGAGGUGACCAAGAACCCGAUGGUCACUCUGACAGAGCUCCAGAGUUUCUCUGUGGAGAUGGGAGAACCUUCCAGAAUGGAAGCCACUCCUCAGUAAAAGGCACAUGACAGCCCACUUGGAGUUUGCCAAAAGGCACCUAAAGGACUCUCAGACCAUGAGAAACAAGAUUCUCUGGUCUGAUGAAACCAAGAUUGAACUCUUUGGCCUGAAUGCCAAGCGUCACGUCUGGAGGAAACCUGGCACCUUCCAGGUGAAGCAUGGUGGUGGCAGCAUCAUGCUGUGGGGAUGUUUUUCAGCGGCAGAGACUGGCGCUGAAAAUCGAGGGAGAUCGAGGGAAAGAUGAAUGGCGCAAAGUACAGAGAGAUCCUUGAUAAAAACCUGCUCCAGAGUGCUCAGAACCUCAGACUGUGGCGAAGGUUCACCUUCCAACAGGGCAAUGACCCUAAGCACACAGCCAAGACAAUGCAGGAGUGGCUUCGGGACAAGUGUCUGAAUGUCCUGAGUGGCCCAGCCAGAGCAUGGACUUGAACCUGAGCGAACAUCUCUGGGGAGACCUAAAAAUAGCUGUGCAGCGACGCUCCCUAUCCAACCUGACGGAGCUUGAGAGGAUCUGCAGAGAAGAAUGAGGAAAACUAGAGGCUGUAAUCGCUGCCAAAGGUGCUUCAACAAAGUACUGAGUAAAGGGUCUGAAUACUUAUGUAAAUGUGAUUUUUCAGUUUAUUUUUAAUACAUUUGCAAAACAUUUUAAAAACCUGUUUUUGCUUAGUCGUUAUGGGGUAUUGUAUGUAGAUUGAUGAGGGGAAAAAACAAUUUAAUCAAUUUUAGAAUAAGGCUGUAACUUAACAAAACAUGGAAAAAGUCAAGGGGUCUGAAUACUUUCCGACUGCACUGUAUUCAUAUUGUAUGCAGAAAGCACAGGGUCUAAAUCCAAAAGUAAGAUGGCACAGAGCACAUUUUACUAUUGUUUAAAGAUCACUUGAAUCAGAUUUUGUCUUAUAUACACUGCUCAAAAAAAUUAAGGGAACACUUAAACAACACAAUGUAACUCCAAGUCAAUCACACUUCUGUGAAAUCAAACUGUCCACUUAGGAAGCAACACUGAUUGACAAUACAUUUCACAUGCUGUUGUGCAAAUGGAAUAGACAACAGGUGGAAAUUAUAGGCCAUUAGUAAGACACCCCCAAUAAAGAAGUGGUUCUGCAGGUGGUGACCACAGACCACUUCUCAGUUCCUAUGCUUCCUGGCUGAUGUUUUGGUUACUUUUGAAUGCUGGCGGUGCUUUCACUCUAGUGGUAGCAUGAAACGGAGUCGACAACCCACACAAGUGGCUCAGGUAGUGCAGCUCAUCCAGGAUGGCACAUCAAUGCGAGCUGUGGCAAGAAGGUUUGCUGUGUCUGUCAGCGUAGUGUCCAGAGCAUGGAGGCGCUACCAGGAGACAGGCCAGUACAUCAGGAGACGUGGAGGAGGCCGUAGGAGGGCAACAACCCAGCAGCAGGACUGCUACCUCCGCCUUUGUGCAAGGAGGAGCAGGAGGAGCACUGCCAGAGCCCUGCAAAAUGACCUCCAGCAGGCCACAAAUGUGCAUGUGUCUAAUCAAACGGUCAGAAACAGACUCCAUGAGUGUGGUAUGAGGGCCCGACGUCCACAGGUGGGGGUUGUGCUUACAGCCCAACACCGUGCAGGACAUUUGGCAUUUGCUAGAGAACACCAAGAUUGGCAAAUUCGCCACUGGCGCCCUGUGCUCUUCACAGAUGAAAGCAGGUUCACACUGAGCACAUGUGACAGACGUGACAGAGUCUGGAGACGUCGUGGAGAACGUUCUGCUGCCUGCAACAUCCUCCAGCAUGACCGGUUUGGCGGUGGGUCAGUCAUGGUUUGGGGUGGCAUUUCUUUGGGGGGCCGCACAGCCCUCCAUGUGCUCGCCAGAGGUAGCCUGACUGCCAUUAGGUACAGAGAUGAGAUCCUCAGACCCCUUGUGAGACCAUAUGCUGGUGCGGUUGGCCCUGGGUUCCUCCUAAUGCAAGACAAUGCUAGACCUCAUGUGGCUGGAGUGUGUCAGCAGUUCCUGCAAGAGGAAGGCAUUGAUGCUAUGGACUGGCCCGCCCGUUCCCCAGACCUGAAUCCAAUUGAGCACAUCUGGGACAUCAUGUCUCGCUCCAUCCACCAACGCCACGUUGCACCACAGACUGUCCAGGAGUUGGCGGAUGCUUUAGUCCAGGUCUGGGAGGAGAUCCCUCAGGAGACCAUCCGCCACCUCAUCAGGAGCAUGCCCAGGCGUUGUAGGGAGGUCAUACAGGCACGUGGAGGCCACACACACUACUGAGCCUCAUUUUGACUUGUUUUAAGAACAUUACAUCAAAGUUGGAUCAGCCUGUAGUGUGGUUUUCCACUUUAAUUUUGAGGGUGACUCCAAAUCCAGACCUCCAUGGGUUGAUACAUUUGAUUUCCAUUGAUAAUUUGUGUGAUUUUGUUGUCAGCACAUUCAACUAUGUAAAGAAAAAAAGUAUUUAAUAAGAUUAUUUCAUUCAUUCAGAUCUAGGAUGUGUUGUUUAAGUGUUCCCUUUAUUUUUUUGAGCAGUGUAUAUUCACCCCCCUUGGCAUUUUUCCUAUUUUGUUGCCUUACAACCUGAAAUUAAAAUUGUAUCAUUUGAUUUUGGCAGCGAUUACAGCCUCUAGGCUUUAUUGACUUAGGUGGGGGUGAAUAGUUAUGCACGCUCAAGUUCUGUUUUGUUGUCUUUGUUGUUUGUUUCACAAAACAUUUUUUUUUUUUGCAUCUUCAAAGUUGUAGGCAUGUUGUGUAAAUCAAAUGAUACAAACCCCCAAAAAAUCAAUUUUAAUUCCAGGUUGUAAUGCAACAAAAUAGGAAAAUCGCCAAGGGGGAUGAAUACUUUUGCAAGGCACUGUAUUCUUAACCGUAAUUAUAACUAACAACUUUCAAUACUUUUUCUGUAAAUGCUCAACCAAAAUAUAGCACAGGGUCUUAAUUCAAAAGUAAGAUACCACAAAGUACACAUUUUUACUUUUGCUUAAAGAUCAAUUUCAUCCAUAUUUUUCAUUUUUUCUUUCCUGCUGGGACCACCCAUACGCGUAUGAAUGUUUGUAAGUCACGUUACAUAAAAGCAUAUGCUAAAUGGCAUAUUAUAUAUUAUGUUUUUCUCACCUUAUGAAGACUUAUAAUUUAUGCAAACAUCCCAUUUCCCCUGUAGUGGUGGCGGUUAUAGUGGGAAUCAGGAGAACCGCUAUGUUGGCUUUGGGAAUACACCGACCCCAGAGAAGAAGGAGGAUGAUGUCCUGAACAACGCUCUAUCUUCCAUCUACUCGGUACGGCAGUAAUAUGGCACAGCAUCUGGGAAUCUGCAUAGCCCUGAAGUAAAGGGGGUUCCCAAAUGGCUCCCUAUAUUUGGGACACAGACAUGGAGUUUAAGGUAUCUGUCAUGGUGACUCGUGUGUGUCCAUUUGGGACGCAGACAUGGAGUUUAAGAUAUCGGCCAUGGUGACUCGUGUGACAUGUUUUGUUUUGUUUGAUAGGGCUGGAGCAAUUUCACAAUCGGAGCAAGCAAAAUUGCAGCAGUCGCCAAAGAUAAUGUAAGUAUUUCCAAGGAAAGCUGUUAUCCUGUCACAGAACUUAAUUUCACUGUUUAUUAAUAGCUUUUUCCCCACCUUUUCACUGAAACAGACUGCAAAACUUGCAACCUCAGCAACUCUAAAGGUAUGACUUUCUUUUAUUAAACAGUUAUUAAAUAGUACCUGAUUGCUUAGCACCACUUUUUGAAAACUUUUUUUACUAGCAUAAUUUUGCAACUUACUGUACAUGUGUAUGAAAAUGUAUGCACUCACUAACUGUAAGUCGCUCUGGAUAAGAGCGUCUGCUAAAUGACUUAAAUGUAAAUGUGCUUUAAAAACGUGUAUUUAGAUUAGACUAUUUACAUGGAUGUGUAGAUUUAACCUUACAAGUCUGAGAUGCCAUUUAAUAAAGUUGAUCAAGACGUGAUUAUGUAAAUCCCCUUUUGAUGAAUAAGGAAACCAUUAUUAUGCUCAUGCUCGCAUGACUCAAGUAAUAUAUAGGUUUCAAAGUUUAUUCGCCACGUGCACAGGAUAAAACAGUACAGUGAAAUUCUUACCUUCAGAGCUCUUUUCAACAAUGCAGUAAUGAUGCUAAGAAUAAUAAUAAUAAGAAGAAGAACUACGAUGAGAGUUAAAGAAACACGAGAAUGCAAGUGUAUAUGCAGGUCAGUGCCAGUACCUUAUUCAAUGUACAGGGGUACUGGAGUAGUUGAGGUGGGUUUAUACAUACAAAGUCACUGGUAGUAUGAAAUACAUGUAAACAGGGCUGAAAGGUGACUGGUAGCAGAAAGGUAUACAUUGAAUUUACAAAACAUUAGGAACACCUUCCUAAUAUUGAGUUGCACGUCGAAAGCGUUCCACAGGUAUGUUGGCCCAUGCUGACUCCAAUGCUUCCCACGGUUGUGUCAAGUUGACUGGAUGUCCUUUUGGUGGUGGACCAUUCUUGAUACACAGGAAACGGUUGAGCGUGAAAAACCCAGCAGCGUUGCAGUUCUUGACACAAACCGGUGCGCCCUAGCACCAACUACCAUACCCCGUUCAAAGGCACUUAAAUAUUUUGUCUUGCCCUCUGAAUGGCACACAUACACAAUCCAUGUCUCAAGGCUUAAAAAUCCUUCUUUAAUCUGUCUCCUCCCCUUCAUCUAGCUACAUUGAUUGAAGUGGAUUUAACAAGUGACAUCAAAUAAGGGAUCACAGCUUUUACCUGGUCAGUCUGUCAUUAAAAGAGCUGGUGUUCUUAAUGUUUUGUAAACUCUGUAUAAAUACUUAUGGUAAUAUACUAAUGGUAAUAUAUACUGUACAUGUAAACAAGAGUAAUAGAGACCAGUAGCAGGGUAAAUACUAAUGGCAAUGGAAAUCAAUAAUUAAUGGACGGCAGCGUAAAGGAGUAAUACAUCUAAUCAAUAAUCAUUUUAGUAGUAACAGUUGUCUGAGUGGGUGGAGACCCGUGGAUGGGCAUGUAGUCAGUGUGGAUAGUCAUGAUGAGCUGCUAAAGAUAAAUAGUUCUAGCCCCUUCUCUCAGGAAAUACCAAGCUAGGGUAAUUGAUUUGAGUGAUAAGACAUUUUCAUUUAUCAUAAUUCAACCAUAGCAAUGUAUUGGUUAAGAGGCUCAACCUCCUAAUUCCAUGUUAUGUACCCACAGAAAAAUUAUUAUUCUAGAACUUAAUUCUAAUUCUAUGGAUGCGCCACUGUAUGUGAUUCCCUCUGCAGCAGAAACAGCAGUGCAAAUGUUUAGCCUUUAGAUCUCAUGGAACAUAGAUUUUUUUUCUCACAGGUUUCCCUUUUAUUUUUGCUCAUAAAUGAACUGGACAUACAGUACCAGUCAAGUUUGGACACACCUACUCAUUCAAGGGCUUUUCUUAAUUUUUUACAUUUUUUUUUUACAUUGAAGAAUAAUUGUGAAGACAUCAAAACUAUGAAAUAACACAUGGAAUCAUGUAGUAACCAAAAAAGUGUUAAACAAAUCAAAUUAUAUAUUUUAUAUUUGAGAUUAUUCAAAUAGCCACCCUUUGCCUUGAUGACAGCUUUGUACACGCUUGGCAUUCUCUCAACCAGCUUCACCUGGAAUGCUUUUCCAACAGUCUUGAAGGAGUUCCCACAUAUGCUGAGCACUUGUUGGCUGCUUUUCCUUCACUUUGCCGUCCGACUCAUCCCAAACCAUCUCAAUUGGGUUGAGGUCAGGUGAUUGUGGAGGCCAGGUCAUCUGAUGCAGCACUCAUCACCCUCCUACUUGGUAAAAUAGCCCUUACACAGCCUGGAGGUGUGUUGGGUCAUUGUCCUGUUGAAAAACAAAUGAUAGUCCUACUAAGCCCAAACCAGAUGGGAUGGCGUAUCGCUGCAGAAUGCUGUGGUAGCCAUGCUUGUUAAGUGUGCCUUGAAUUCUAAAUAUGUCACCAGCAAAGCACUACACAUGCAGAGAUCAACCGUUCACCCAAACCGCGUCUCACAAAGGCACGGCGGUUUGAACCAAAAAUCUCAAAUUUGGACUCCAGACCAAAGGACACAUUUCCACCGGUCUAAUGUUCAUUGCUCGUGUUCCUUGGCCCAAGCAGGUCUCUUCUUCUUAUUGGUGUCCUUUUAGUAGUGUUUUCUUUUCAGCAAUUCGACCAUGAAGGCCUGAUUCACACAGUCCCCUCUGAACAGCUUAUGUUGAGAUGUGUCUGUUACUUGAACUCUGUGAAGCAUUUAUUUGGGCUGCAAUUUCUGAGGCUGGUAACUACUGAACUUAUCCUCUGCAGCAGAGGUAACUCUGGGUCUUCCAUUCCUGUGGCGGUCCUCAUGAGAGCCAGUUUCAUCAUAGUGCUUGAUGGUUUUUGCGACUGCACUUGAAGAAACCUUCAAUGUUCUUGAAAUGUUCUGUAUUGUGGCGCAGUGGUCUAAGGCACUGCAUUGCAGUGCUAACUGUGCCACUAGAGAUCCUGGUUCGAAUCCAGGCUCUGUCACCGCCGGCCGUGACCGGGAGACUCAUGGGCGGCGCACAAUUGGCCCAGCGUCGUCCAGGGUAGGGGAGGGAAUGGCCGGCAGGGAUGUAGCUCAGUUGAUAGAGCAUGGCGUUUGCAACGCCAGGGUUGUGGGUUCGAUUCCCACGGGGGGCCAGUAUAAAAAAAAUAUGUAUUCACUAACUGUAAGUCGCUCUGGAUAAGAGCGUCUGCUAAAUGACUAAAAUGUAAAUGUAUUGACUGACCUUCAUGUCUUAAAGUAAUGAUGGACUGUCGUUUCUCUUUGCUUAUUUGAGCUGUUCUUGCCAUAAUAUGGACUUGGUCUUUUACCAAAUAGGGCUAUCUUCUGUAUACCCCCCCUACCUUGUCACAACACAACUGAUUGGCUGAAACGCAUUAAGAAGGAAAGACAUUCCACAAAUUAAAUUUUAAGAAGGCACACCUGUUAAUUGAAAUACAUUCCAGGUGACUACCUCAUGAAGCUGGUUGAGAGAAUGCCAAGAGUGUGCAAAGCUGUUAAGGCAAAGGGUGGCUAUUUAAAGAAUCUCAAAUAUAAAAUAGAUACUUUUAGUUGUUUAACACUUAUUUGGUUACUACAAAUUCCAUAUGUGUUAUUUCAUAGUUUUGAUGUCUUCACUAUUAUUCUACAAUGUAAAAAUAAAGAAAAACCCUUGAAUGAGCAGGUGUGUCCAAACCUUUGACUGGUAGUGUAAAUAAUUGACCUUAUUCUGUGAACAUUACUGUAGUUUGAACUUUUUUCGCUUUUUUAACUUCCUCGCUUUCUCUGGACGUAGUUAAGGGGCUAUAAGCCGCCCCCUGAGCCGGUAAAAUCAAUAACAAAUGCAUGCUCUUUGUCCAUAUAAUACCUGCAUAUCUCAUUUACAAAUUGUUUUUAUGAAUGUAUUCAUUCCCACCCAAAGCUUGUUGGCUGGUCAUCGGUGUCCUGUGUGAAAAUGACCAAACCCAUUCCUGUGAAAUGGUGGAUACGUACAGUUAUCCAAACCAGUAGUGUUACUUUGAGCUUUUGCUUGGCUGCAGACAGAAAAACCUAUUGUCCUGUCUUGUUUUUUGGAUAUUGAUGGAUAAUCUUGGUCACUUUCACUUUAGUGGCUCAUUAAGACCAAAUGGUUGAGAACUAAUUUAAGGAGUAUGAACAUUCCUGUCAUUUACAAAGAAAGAAAUCUUGGCAUAAUAAUGAACAUGAUGACCACUUCUUUUCUACUCACCAACCAUAGGGUUAGCCAUCCAUGCAUGACCUUUCCAUUGCUCAGUUCACUUUGAGGGUCGGUCAGCCGUCCGUCUGCUGUGCUGACUGUGCUCGUUUAAUGUCCUAGUGAAUGGAAUGACAGUUCCCUCGCCUGCCUCAGCUGCCUGCUACUCAGAAACUCUGUCAGUGUCUUGCAUUGUCGAACUGUUCUGUUUGUUUAAUUCACACAUCUUCUCCCUGUCACUCCCAACUAGGCCACAGAGUUAGGACAGACAUUAAAUGAGAAUGUUAUCAAACCUACCCACGAAAAGGUAACAUUGUUUGAAGUUAAAGUUAAUAGGCUAAUAUGCUUCAUAGAAGCAGCUUAAAAUUAGAUGUGCAUUGUGUCCUUUGGAAUGUGUCUGCUCUAGUGACUGACUAUAGUGUGCACUGUGCAUGUGUAAUAGCUAAUUGCUUGAUGUAGAUAAAUUCCACAUAGCUUCUUAAAAUGGGUGUUUUCAAAUCUAUCUUGGCUGAGACUAACAGAAAUCACCUACUGUCUCCUUAUAAGUAGGCUAAUCACCACAUUUAUUAAUGUAACCGUUCACGAUCAGAAAUACUGCCUGAGAUAGCCUAGGUGGUGAUGUCUUGAUUUACACACCCACCUCUUGAUGCUGUAAGUUGUCUCAAUUUCCAUUAACGGUGAUUUGGCUUGUCCAGGUAAAAGAUGGCAAGUUGCUAGAUGACAUGUCUGUCGGCAUUGCUGGGCUGGCAUCCAAGGUAGGAGAAGGCAGACCUCUGCCACACUGCAAACCUACAACCAGUCUCCUAAGUAAGGGUCGUGGGAAGCUAUGCAUUCAUUAGGAAUUAGCAAGGCAAAAUACGCAGGUGCUGUCAUCACAUUACUUACCUUGAAAAGGAGACUGGUUUCGGUGUGUUGAUGUACAUUUUGAAGAUAUUCAUGCAAUUUUGUCUCCCAUUUCUCUUGCUGCCAUUGUUAUUCUGGUGGUGAGUACUGUGUAGAUUGAACUGUACUUAUAUUAACCUUUGCUUAAGUCAGUAAUGAACUGUUGUGAUGAAUAGAGGUCAAUGAUUAGGUUAAAAGGUCAUAUUUUGACUGGAAUCUGAUAGACAUGAUUGUAAACUUGUUUUGGUGAGUGUUGCAGACUUAUCAACAUUUCAUGUCUAUCCAUGUUUUCUCGAUUUUGUUUGACAUGUGUGCCCUCUUCUCAGGUUCAGGAUGCUGGUGCAAAAGGCUGGAAAGAUAUGACUGACUUCUUUGCUGGAAAGCCAGAGGACGGGUAAAUCCAAAUUAUUAAAUUCAUCUGGAAUUUGGCAUAGUGUCAGUUGAGGGUCUUUAUUUCUGAGAUGACCGUCUCCCCUCUUUGUGAUGAACCCUCUCCCACAGGUCCGAAGGAGAGAGCUACCAGAACAUGGACGCCACUGAGGGUUACCAGGUCAACUCCUCAGGCCCAGAACUAGGCCAGGCCCCUGCGCAGGACUUCUGGAAGACCUUUGGCAGCACCAGCUCCUCCAAGCCCAAGAAGUCCCCCAGCAGCGACAGUUGGACCAACGUUGACAACUCUGCCACCGAGAAGAAGAGCUCCGACAACUGGGGCUCGGAGGCGGCAUCCAACAACAAACACAGCACUGGAGACCGUUGGGAGGCCUGGGACAACAACUGGGACAAUGCUGCUGUCGGAGAGGCCAAGGGCAAGAAAAGCCCCGCCCCCGCCAAACCUGCUGAGGAAACCUGGGACAAUGCAGACUGGUAGAGGCCUCACUCACAAUCCUCCCCAGCUCUAUUUCUCCCUUUUCCUCUAUUCCCUUCACCACUUUCUCUCUUUCCUUCCUUCUCACAGGCACUUUUACAGUUGCACAGUUCUGUCUCUAACCUGGGUUGAGUUCAAUGCCAGUUCAGUAUGUAUUUAUCGCUCAAUAAGAAUUAAUUGAAAUGGAAUUGAGCUCAACGCAUACUGAGUAUUCCUGAAUAUUUACAAACUUUAAAGGUUGCAGUCUAUUUAAUUUAGCUGGAUGUGUGUAAAUAAUAUUUUAUUUUAAUUAAUUACAGGAGUUAAAAAAUCUAAAUGUGUGCAGAGUCAUAAUCAUGUCAUAUUUAAAGUUGUCUCCAUAUUAGAAGGCAGGUUGCCAUCUUGGUUUUAUGAGUCUAUUGUCAGACAUUAAAUACAU